AGGGUGUGUUUUGCCAGAGAGAAAAAAGAAAAGAAAAACCUCCCGUCGUACUCUCCCACUGGGCAAGCCGCUUGGUCUCUUCAAUAAACACAGCGCAAAGGCGCGGUAAUAGAAUUCGUUCUUCAAUUCACCAAACUGACCAGAAUUAACUGCCAUCGCCGGCCAAAAUCUCAAUCCAGCUUCGUGAUCUCGAACCAGUUUCUCUUCAGAAACUUCACAAUUCAGACGCUGAAAUUCGAAUCUACAAAUGUUUACUCAAUUUGGAUCAACUUCCGAUACGCUGAGUAAGGCUUCGACCAUGGUGUUUCGGAUCGGCACAGACGCCCACCUCUACGACGAUCCCGAGGAUGUGAACAUCGCUCCCUUGCUCGACAGCAAGUUUGAUUCCGAAAAAUGCGAGGCACUCAAGCGCUUACUUGCUCUCAUUGCUCAGGGUUUUGAUGUUUCCAACUUCUUCCCUCAGGUUGUUAAGAACGUUGCAUCGCAGACAUUGGAGGUGAAGAAGCUGGUUUACUUGUACCUGUUGCAUUAUGCUGAAAAGCGUCCAAAUGAAGCGUUGCUGUCUAUCAAUUGUUUCCAGAAGGAUUUGGGGGAUACAAAUCCUCUUGUGAGGGCAUGGGCAUUGCGAACCAUGGCAGGAAUUCGUCUACACGCCAUUGCACCUCUUGCUCUUGUGGCAGUGAGGAAAGGUGCUAGGGACCCAUCUGUGUAUGUCAGAAAAUGUGCAGCCAAUGCUCUUCCAAAGCUUCAUGAUUUGCGCUUGGAAGAAAUUGCCUCGGAUAUCAAAGAGAUUGUGCUGAUAUUGUUAGGUGAUUCCUCCCCUGGUGUCAUUGGUGCUGCCGCUGCUGCAUUUGCUUCUAUUUGUCCAAAUGAUCUGACUUUGAUUGGAAAAAAUUAUAGAAGGUUAUGCGAAGUCUUACCUGAUGUUGAGGAAUGGGGUCAAAUAAUCUUGAUUGGAAUCCUUUUGCGCUAUGUUGUAGCAAGUAUUGGGCUUGUUAGAGAAUCCAUUAUGCAUUCUCUGCAAUCUGUAGAGGAUUCUAGUUCAGAAAAGAAUGGCGUUGCAAACAAUUUUACAUCAGCCAAUGAAGAUAGUGAGAUGAAUGGAUUUAAUGAUAUGGCAUUAACAAAUAUGAUAUCCAGAUGUUAUACUGAAGGGCCGGAUGAAUAUUUAUCACGACUAAGUUAUUCGAAUGAAGUUUUUCCUAAACUGGAUGAUGGACAUUUUGUGUCUAGUAAGGAGAAUGAUGAUAUCAGGAUCUUAUUGCAGUGUACGUCACCUUUGUUAUGGAGCAAUAAUAGUGCUGUGGUUCUUGCUGCUGCUGGCGUACACUGGAUUAUGGCUCCAAGGGAGAACAUAAAAAGAAUUGUCAAACCGUUAGUGUUCCUACUCAGAUCAUGUGAUGCUGCAAAAUAUGUGGUUCUCUGCAAUAUUCAAGUGUUUGCUAAGGCAAUGCCUUCUCUCUUUGCGCCACACUAUGAGGACUUCUUCAUCUGCUCUUCAGAUUCAUAUCAAGUAAAAGCAUUGAAGCUUGAGAUACUAUCAUCCAUUACUACUGAUUCAUCUAUUUUAUCAAUCUUUAAUGAGUUUCAGGAUUACAUUAGAAACCCAAACAGAAGGUUUGCAGCUGAUACGGUUGCUGCAAUUGGCUUAUGUGCUGGGCGGCUUCCAAAAAUAGCCAAAAUGUGUUUGGACAGGCUAUUGUCUUUAAUAAGACAGGACACUUUGACUUGUGAUAAUGGAGCCAUGGAUGAAGAGGCUGCUGUACUGAUUCAGGCAAUUACAUCCAUCAAGUUUAUUGUUAAGGAAGAUCCAGCCAGCCAUGAGAAGGUUAUUAUUCAGUUGAUUCGUGGUUUGGAUUCGGUCAAGGUUCCUGCAGCCCGUGCUAUGAUUAUUUGGAUGGUAGGGGAGUAUAGCACUUUGGGGGAUAUUAUUCCAAGGAUGUUGGUUAUCGUGGCCAAGUAUCUUGCAAGGUCGUUUAUUUCAGAAGCACUGGAAACGAAGCUUCAGAUACUGAAUACAAUGGUUAAGGUCUUAUUGCGAGCAAAAGGGGAAGACAUGCUAACCUUUAAAGUAAUUUUAGGCUAUAUGCUCGAAGUGGGAAAAUGUGAUUUAAAUUAUGACCUUCGUGACCGUGCUGCCUUUAUUCAAAAACUCCUGUCAUCCCAUUUGGAUAUGGAAGUUCCUGAAGAGGGUCUAUCCAAACCUAGAGAUCAGUCAUGGGAACUUGCAGAGCACAUUUUUGGAGGACAACUAAAAGCAAUACAACCUGAACCUAUCAAUUAUCGAUUUUAUCUUCCAGGAUCUCUUUCACAAAUAGUUUUUCAUGCAGCUCCAGGUUAUGAACCUCUUCCAAAACCAUGCACCUUGGAUGAAGCUGCAAGUACAUCAGGAGAUGGGGCAGUUGAGAGUGAUUCAUAUGAGACAGAUAAUACAGAGUCAUCAUCUGGAUCCUUGGAUGAGGAUAGUGAUUCAGAUUAUAAUUCUCAGCAUUCUUUCAGUGGUUCUAGUGGCAGGGAUGAAAGUUAUGGAGCAAAUCAUCAACAGGAAAAUGCUAGUGCUGAUCCAUUGAUCGAACUUUUUGAUCAUGGCAAUUCUCAUAAAACUCAGAAUGGAGACUCGGCCUCUGGUUCAGCAGAGUUGGAUGAAUUGAUGUCAAAGAAUGCCCUAGAAUCAUGGCUGAAUGAACAGCCAAAUUUAGCAAGUCUAAGUACCUCAGAGAAGGCUGUAGUUCGAAGAUCCUCCGCUAGAAUAUCUAUAGGAGAUCUUGGGAAACUUGUAACACGUAAAAGCUAUCAACUUCUGGAUCCUGCUAAAGGAAAUGGCUUGAAGGUGGAGUACUCAUUUUCAUCUCAGACUUCAAGCAUAUCUCCUCUUCAUGUUUGCAUUGAAGCAUCCUUCAAAAACUGUUCUACUGAGCCAAUGACUGAAAUUAUGUUGACUCAUGAGGAAUUCAACAAAGUUGUGGAUUCAAACGACAAAGUUUUGGUUGGAAGUGAGAGCUCCUCUACAUCUAAUAACACCGUGACGGCACCAGUUUCCAUGGAAAAUAUUACAUCUCUGGGACCUGAUCAGAUGGUCGAUAGAAUUCUUGAGGUUCAAUUCAAUCACCACCUCUUGCCUAUGAAGUUAAAUUUGUACUGUAAUGGCAGGAAGCAUCCUGUUAAGCUGCACCCUGACAUUGGAUAUUUUGUGAGACCACUUCCAAUGGACAGUGAAGCCUUCACAGCUAAGGAAUCUCAGCUACCGGGAAUGUUUGAGUACCUGAGGAGAUGCACAUGCACUGACCACCUUGAGAAGUUUAACGAUGAAAAGAAUGAGAGUCCAAUAGAAGAAGAUAAAUUUCUUCUCAUCUGCAAGAGCUUAGCAUUGAAGAUGCUAGGCAAUGCAAACAUUUUCCUAGUAUCCGUGGAACUCCCAGUGGCUAACUUUCUUGAUGAUGCAACCGGUCUGUGUCUUCGGUUCAGCGCAGAGAUUCUGAGCAACUCAAUCCCGUGCUUGGUUUCGCUGACUGUUGAAGGAAAAUGCUCAGACCCUCUACAUGUAACUGUGAAAGUAAACUGUGAGGAAACUGUAUUUGGGUUGAAUUUGUUGAACAGGAUAGUGAACUUCUUAGGCAACCCAUCUGCCCCCAAUCAGUAAAGGGUAAGUGUUCAAUUCUUUGUUAAUCAAAUUUUGUGCUGUUUCAUGUAGCAGUUUUUUCAAAAUAUUGUUUUUAGAAGGAUAAAUCUUGUCUUUCACCUGUAAAAUGUCUUUAUUCAUUUGUUAAGUUUUAUAAAUUUAUAUUGAAUUU
This is a messenger RNA of Benincasa hispida (wax gourd), 3791 nucleotides long. It is a transcript of the gene PAT2, whose product is annotated as protein affected trafficking 2. Gene Ontology annotation, biological process: vesicle-mediated transport; intracellular protein transport. NCBI's taxonomy places the organism in Eukaryota, Viridiplantae, Streptophyta, Magnoliopsida, Cucurbitales, Cucurbitaceae. The record is from RefSeq and is a predicted model, not a curated record. Gene Ontology annotation, cellular component: membrane coat; AP-3 adaptor complex.